Archocentrus centrarchus (flier cichlid) is the source of this 1805-nucleotide messenger RNA. RefSeq names its product DNA-directed RNA polymerase I subunit RPA43-like. The record is from RefSeq and is a predicted model, not a curated record. The transcript has 4 exons. Lineage: Eukaryota; Metazoa; Chordata; Actinopteri; Cichliformes; Cichlidae. Gene Ontology annotation, biological process: DNA-templated transcription initiation; transcription elongation by RNA polymerase I; DNA-templated transcription. Bases 28 to 1158 code for a protein of 376 amino acids. Gene Ontology annotation, cellular component: RNA polymerase I complex.
GGUGCUCUUCCGGUCUUCCCAAGCAGCAUGGCGAACUUCGAGCAUGCUGAGGACAACCCAAAACAUGUGAGAAUAUCCGGUGAAAUUCCCGAUGCGUCCGCCCUGAACCAAACGGCCGAAGUGCCCCCUGUACCGGGAAUAGCUGCGGUCGCCGUCCCGCUAUCUAUCCCGUCGUUCGCCGCCGCCUCGGAGCUGUUGUCAGCGCCGUACUCGUGUCUGGUCAUGAACACCCACCGGAGACACAUCGCCCUGCCGCCCGUGUAUCUGAACAAGAAGAAGACAGGGAUAAAGGAGGAGCUGGAGGCCGAGCUGCUCAAGUUUUCUCAAAGAAUGAAUGGUGUCCCCUUAGCCUAUGACAACAUCAGGAUAGUGGGCCAACUUGGAGACAUUUACGAUGACAAUGGCUACAUCCACGUGGACGUAGAAGCCAACUUUAUUGUUUUUCAGCCCCAAAAAGGACAGAAGCUACAGGGUAAGGUGAAUAAAUUAGGAGUAAGCCAUGUGGGCUGCUUGGUGCACGGCUGCUUCAACGCCAGCAUUCCCAGACCGAAUCUUGUUUCUGUGGAAACGUGGAGGGAUGCGGGGCCCAGGAUCGGAGCAGAUGUGGAGUUUCACGUGACUGCACUCGAUGCUAACACUGCCGGGGUGCUGCUGAUCAGAGGACGGCUGGACAGGACCAGGGUGCAGGAGCUGCUGGCUAUGUGUGAGAGCACAGGAUCCAGUGUCCCAACAGAUGAGCAGGAACCGGAAGACCCAGAAGCCACCCAGGAUGCUUCUGAAGACACCCCCAAGAAGAAAAAGAAAAAGAAGAAGGUCAAAGAACAGGAGGCAGAAGAGAUACCAAGCAUACCUGCCUGUCAGCAGGACAGCGGUGUGAUGCCAGAGCCAAAUGGGACAACAGAUGAGGCCAACGGCAACGAAGCCGGUGAGAAAAAGAAGAAGAAAAAGAAGAAGGAAAAACAUGCAAAAGAAGAGGAGGAGAUGGAGCUGUCUCGCAUGGAGCUCCACGGGAGCGACUCCAGUGGUUACAUGAGUGACAAGCCAAACAAGAAAAGGAAACGUGAAUCAGGUAGUGAUGUCACAUCAGCUUUUAGUGAAGAUCCCAAUCCAGUAAAAUCAAAGAAAAAGAGAAAAGGUGAAAUAGAGAAGUUUGCCUAAAAAUUUGCAAAUUUGGAAAUUAAGUAAAUUGUUUGGAAUAAUCGCGGAGAUGCUGAAUGUGUUAAUGAUAGUGAUGGCUUCGGAGGAAUUAUUAAUAUGCCUUAGACAUUAAAGAGCCGGAUUUUUACCCCUGUGCUGGGUCCUUCUCAGCUCCAUGAACAGAAUAUUGGACAUACAGGAGAACAGAGACAUAGGAUGAUAGGAGCAGGCUUCAGAUUUACCUCACCGGAUUGUAGUUCCAGCUCACUGCCACAUGAUGGGGCAAAACUGCUUCUUACAGUCAGCCUGGCAGACAAAAAUCCAGAGGUGAAAACUCCACCAGCACACAGUUUGAUGAUCCUUUGCUAUGCUGCUGUUUUUGUACCUGUUCACCUUUUAAGAGACAAAUGGCUGAGACUGCCAGGCUCAGCUCAAGAUCUCUUGACUUGUGCCUCCAUGUAGUUCUUAAAUGAAUUGUUCUGAUCAUGACUGCUAAGGUUUUACUUCCUUAACCCCACAGUAUUCAGUAAGCAGCCUGGAAAUGCAUCAGGCACAGUGACAGUGACAUCAUGAAUUAUUACUGCUGUGUCAUUCACUCUUUUGUCUUUCAUGGAUUUGUUUUUGACUGAGAGCAGAAAGUCUCUGAAAAUAAAUGAAAAAGAAUCUCA